CAUGUCGGGCCCCAGGCCUGUGGUGCUGAGUGGGCCGUCGGGGGCUGGGAAGAGCACCCUGCUGAAGAAGCUGUUCCAGGAGUAUGGCAACAUCUUCGGCUUCAGCGUGUCCCAUACCACGAGGGACCCUCGGCCUGGUGAGGAGAAUGGCAGAGAUUACUACUUUGUGACCAGGGAGGUGAUGCAGCGUGACAUCGCGGCUGGGAACUUCAUUGAGCAUGCCGAGUUCUCAGGGAACCUAUACGGGACAAGCAAGGCUGCUGUGCAGGCUGUGCAGGCCGUGAACCGCAUCUGUGUGCUGGACGUGGACCUUCAGGGUGUGCACAACAUCAAGAAGACGGACUUGUGUCCUAUCUACAUCUCGGUGCAGCCUCCCUCGCUGGACGUGCUGGAGCAACGGCUGCGCCAGCGCAACACCGAGACCGAGGAGAGUUUGCUGAAGCGGCUGGCGGCUGCUCGGGCUGACAUGGAAAGCAGCAAGGAGCCUGGCCUGUUCGACCUGGUGAUCAUCAACGACAACCUGGACACGGCCUACGUGGCUCUGAAGCAGGCGCUUUUGGAGGAGAUCCAGAAAGCUCAGGAGACCGGCCCUGCCUGAGGACCUGCUUCACUCGGCAGGGUGUGGCCCAACUCUGCCUAGGCUCUGGUGGGGCCUGCCCUGGAGCCAGGGAUGUCUGGGCUCAGGAGUUGGUGAGCUCCCUUUGCUGGCCACACGGGGGCUCUGUGCCUUCGGCCAGCACCUGUGGCUAAGGGCCCACUCUCCCCCCUCACCAUCACCGAGAACCGUGAGGCGCCCGCCCACCCGCCCGGGCUGCCCCUCCGA
Messenger RNA from Dipodomys ordii (Ord's kangaroo rat), 823 nucleotides. RefSeq names its product guanylate kinase 1 (gene Guk1). Gene Ontology annotation, biological process: purine nucleotide metabolic process. Gene Ontology annotation, molecular function: GMP kinase activity. The record is from RefSeq and is a predicted model, not a curated record. The transcript has 7 exons. Gene Ontology annotation, cellular component: cytosol. NCBI's taxonomy places the organism in Eukaryota, Metazoa, Chordata, Mammalia, Rodentia, Heteromyidae. The coding region runs from base 2 to 598 and encodes 198 amino acids.